This is a messenger RNA of Physcomitrium patens, 1284 nucleotides long. Lineage: Eukaryota; Viridiplantae; Streptophyta; Bryopsida; Funariales; Funariaceae. The record is from RefSeq and is a predicted model, not a curated record.
GAGAAGAAUUGGGAAAACGAGUUCGGUGUCAAGAAAACGGAACCUUUUCCAUUUUUAACGAGUAGCAGCAGCUAUGGCGAGCGCUUGCCUCCUCACCAAAUCUCACCUCUCGCUGCACUGCUUAGCUAGAUCUCGUAAUUCGCAACGCAUCAAUGCCAUCGCUCACAAACGACGCCUCGUCGGCGUGUUACGAUGCGCUGCGGCGGAGCAGACGACUUUGCAAAUUCUCACAGCCGCUGAAGAGCGCGCGGCUCUGCGUGCCGUCGAGAGCUCCCGCGAGGAACCACUGUUUCACGAUCCCUAUGCAGUCUGCCUUGCAGCCACGAAGGGGCAAGCACUCAACGUCGUACCUGCGGCCGGGGUUAAUGGAAAUGACGUAGGCUAUUAUGAAUUGGCAACAAGCUUCAUUGAUGAGAGGCUGCUGGAGGCUGUUAAGGACGACCAAGCCACGCCAGUGCGGCAGAUUGUCUUGCUAACCGACGGGAUGGACACAAGACCAUACCGAUUACCCUGGCCUCCUGCAUCAAUGAUCUUCGAUGUAUCGCCGAACACUACAUUCAACAUUGCCGUUGAGAGAUUGGAAGCUGUUGGGGCGAGAAUACGGAGAGGGUGUAUGUUUAGGCAUGUAUCGGUGGACCUUUCUGACGAUGGAGAUUGGAAAGACGAGUCGUUGGAGAGGAAGCUUGUGAGCGUCGGUUAUCAAGGCAUUCGGCCCAGCGUCUGGGCAAUGCAGGGGCUGCAAACAUUGACAGCAGAGGGCCUGUAUGUCAUUCUCAGAUGCAUCGGCAGCUUAGCUGCGAAGGAUUCAAUCUUUCUGGGAGAGCUGCCGCGUACUGCACUUGGCGAUAUCUCACAGGACGAAAUCGUUGCAGCGUUAUACAGAGUGUUCGGAAGCAAUGGUUUUCAUGUGAGUUUGAUGCCGCACAAUGAAAUUUCAUGUAGUGCGUGGUCGAAGAGUAGGCCUCUGGCCGUCAAAACUGAAGAGGGCUAUGGAGAAGUGUUUUUUGUUGCCAAGCAGCUGAAACUCUCCGAUCAACAGGUUGAUCUUUUCCAGACAAUGAUAUCCGACAGAGAAGAGAUCGAUGAAGAUGGGUUUGAGGACUGGGUCUUGCCGAUAUCCGAAUACAUCAACAAGGCUUGCGUUUAAAAAGUUAGAUUGUUAGAUUGUUUUGAGUUGCUUUCGUUCAUUAUUAUGUUUUGUUCAGCAGUCAAUGUACUUAUUAUAUGCAGAUAUUUACAAAUCAUUCUAUGAUUGGUAGUUUGUUGUAAUGUGGUUUUCAGUCA